Messenger RNA from Soboliphyme baturini, 927 nucleotides. Lineage: Eukaryota; Metazoa; Nematoda; Enoplea; Dioctophymatida; Soboliphymatidae. The record is from the annotation of a GenBank genome assembly.
AUGCAGCAGUGGUCGUUCAUACCAAAGGAAGUUGGAAGGCUUGCUGAGCGUAUUUUAAACCCGAUUCUCAAUUUCGCAGAAGACAAAAAAGGCUGGAUAUUGCCGUUUGGUGCAACGCCGGAGGUUCAGCAGCAAGAAGUAUUGGAGCGCUUGGAAAGCGAAAUGAUUUAUCGCUAUCUUCAACGACAGAGUAAGAAGCCGGCUGGUCAAAAAUACUUCGGUUUCGAUUCGCACAUGUGUGAUGGUGCGCAGAUGGAGUACUGUGAAAGCAGUCGCGACCCGCUUUACAAUGCCUGGGACCGCGGCUUCUCCAUUUGCUUCUUCGACACUUUCUGUUCGAUGCAGCUGACUUUCUUCAUGUCUACCGUUGGCAUUCGCAAUAUCGUGAUUCUUGCACGUCGCAGUUCAGCUGUCACAGCCACGCGUUGUUCACUUCGCAGUUUGUCAGCACUUUGCAAACUGCAGCUGGCGCUUCAUGUUUUCAUGAUCGUCUGUCCGUUUGUGGAGCUCGCCAUUUACGCUUCGUCACGGUCGUACACCGUGCAUGGCCACCACUUAGUCAAGUGCGCCAGUCAGUUCAUCGUCUGGUCACUCGCCUUGGUGCUGCUAUGUUUCGACCUGCGUUACAGAGGGUUCAAACAGGAAACGGGUCAUUGCAAAACGCUGCUAAUCUUUUUGACGCUGCACAUUUUGUUCCUCAGUUUCGUUGUGUUCAGCUAUAACAACGUCGAUUGGUGGUGGCACAUGACCAGGCACGGCGACGUCUAUCUGCUGGCGCUUUUCAAUGUAAAGUACGUUAUUGCCUGGGCACUGUUUUUCAUUACCGUACACGCCCCCGGCAUCGUGCAAAGCGCCAGUCGGUGUUCGGUCAGUGCCGCCCAACCAACUGUUAGAUCCGUUGAAAAUGCUGGACAAAGUGUAACGUGA